AUGAGAGAUAAGGAAAGAAUAGAGCAGAAAAGACUAAAGGAAAGAGUUGGAGGCUAUCAUAAAUAUGUAGAUUGUGCUCAAAUUAACAAUCCUGAUCCUACUUCAACUUAUCAUGUAGAUGAACAUUAAAGAUUUAAUAAGGAUCAUGCUGUUACUGAUAAGAGUGUAAGAGCCUAGCACUUUGAAAAGCAGUAAAGCAAAUGGGCGAAUCUUAGAAUCGAAAGACUUGAAAGAGAUCAGAAAAAAUGGGAAAAAUAUGAAGUGAAAGAACAAUUCUAGGAAAAUAGGAUAAAGGUUAAGGCUGAAGUUUACCAAGCAGCUAAGAAGAAUAUGGGAGGAUCAGCCUAUAAUAUCAUCAACUUAGACUAUGACAGAAAUAAAGAGGGCAUUAAAUUGUAGUAAGUUGAUCAUGAUGCCAAAGUCAGAGCACUCAUUAGAAGUAAAAAUCUAGACUCAAAGAACAAUAAUGGAUUCAACAUCCUUACAGGAGAAUAAAGAUAAACUAUAGUCGUUCCUUCGCAUGAAAGAUAUAAUCCCUUAACAUCUGCUGGUAGUCAUAUGCUAAGUUCUUCUCACUCUCAGAGAUCAGUAUUGAUUUCUCCUGUUUCUCAGCAAUCUCAAAGAAUUCUAGGUAGUAGAGGGUAUUAAUAACACUAUUAAACUGGAAGUGGAGUUCUCCCCGGUAUGACACUGUGA
Molecule: messenger RNA, 696 nt
Organism: Stylonychia lemnae
Lineage: Eukaryota; Ciliophora; Spirotrichea; Sporadotrichida; Oxytrichidae
Source: the annotation of a GenBank genome assembly